AUGAACAGUCUGUACCGGCAGACUUUAUUGCUAACACAAUCGCAGUUGGCUCGCAACCCGCUGCCCACGUUGAUGGAGUCGGAGGAUUGGGAACAUCCGCCAACGCCUCCGCCCAAGGACGCCCGCUACGCAGCUGCAGUCGACAUUGCUGCAAUGGAUGGCGAUGCUGGUUCGGCUCCAGCCAGUGGUUCGAAGAGAAAGCGUGCCGCGCACGACUUCGACGAGACCGUCUACGAACGACGCAAUGGCCAACUAGAAGCCGUCAACGGGGACCAAGAUCUGCCGACCGCGCAGAAACGUCCUCGCUCACAUGCCGGCCGCCGUAACAGCAACUACUCCGACGACGAAUUCGCGCCAGCCCAGCGUUUCGAAGGUGGUAGCCUGCGCCGCAAGAGAGCGUUUGGCAAUCUCAGUAACCUGAACCUGCGUCAUGCUGCUGCCAGUGCAUUCCGUGACGAGAGUCCGACACGAGAAUCUCGCUUUCAGGAAGGGAGCCUCAAUGACAGACCUAGCCAGCAGCCGCCCAGCGUGUUCACCCGUAUCAAUCGCACCGACUCCGGUAAUCUACAGCAGGUGGAUACCCUCAUGAACGAUUACCACGAGGAUAUGGUGGCGCCCAAAGAUUCGAGUGAUGCAUACGUCCAAGCCACGAUCGAGUACGAAAAGGCUAGCAUGCCAGCACGCGUGGCCGAAAUCACAGAUGAGAGGAAGAAAGAGGCGAGCAAGCAUGGAAUGUUCAAAUUCGGCAAAUCCUUCACCAACACGUUCCAUCCUGUGCAGCUGUGGAACAGGAUGUGGAGCGAGAGCAAGGAAGAGUUGAUGGUCAGGAACAGGCUCGAGGCAGAGCGCAAGGCACGGGAAAAGGCGGAGAUACAAGCAAGAUACGACCAGAUGAAGAGAGACGGUCUCUUCAACACACAGCAUGUGCCCUUCGCCGGCAGAGGCAGAGCAGGCACCCCACCGGCUCAGGAUUCUGUCAUGGCCGAUGAUGUUUCCGAGGUCGGCAAUCACCAACGCAUCGAUUCGUUUGAGCUACCGCGCUCACAGAGCAGCGACACUCGUGAUGCUCGUGAAGAUCCCGAAGCAGCAGUGCCUACAACAGCCACCAAGGGCCGAUUUUCACGCUUGCACUUCAAGACGCCRUCAAUCUCCAACUUGCGGGACACUUUCAGGAGCGUUCGCAGCGUCCGCUCCCACUCAGCUUUGAGUGGAGCCAUCGAUAGGGACUCAUCCGCCUCCGGCUCUGUGUCUCCUGCCAAGGCCGACCUUUCUACGCUUAAGAAAUCGAUUUCCAGAUAUGACUUGAAGAAGGAGAGGCGUCUUUCGAAUCGUGUGAGUGAUCUUGAAUCGAAGCUGAACAAGGCACGCAUGGAGCUCAAAAAUGCCCUUGAUGAUGCAAGCCCUAUGCCAAGACUCGGCGGCAAGUAUGAGAGAUUCACGCCCAUUGGCACGACGAAGAGAUCCAGAUUUGUUCCGGGCGCCUUGGCCACUUUGCCUAGUGAGCGGCUGCUGUUCCCAGAAAUGUCUACUUUGCAAGCCAGCAGCGAGGAGCAGGGCAGGGACCUUGCCAUUGAGGCCCGGCCAAGAAAUACUUUGGCACUCAACAGUGGUAUGGACAUGAGCGAGGCUUUCGAGAAUGUCUAUGAUGGGGAUAAGCAGGAUGGGAGGACUGUGCCAGUCCGAAAUAAGAAGGAGCUGACCGAAGCUGCAAUCGAAGUUCCCCAACCGGGCGAGGUGGCCACCCAAGAUAUCGAAGUUGAAGUUGAGACUGUGACAGUCACUUCCAACCCUCACAAUGAGGCAACUAUUGCCAAUCAACCGGCAACCGCUGCCCUCAACGAUAAGUUGAGCGCUCUCGAGGCCUCGUACAAGGCCAGUAAGCCUGGAAGGUCGAAGAAACGCCGAUCUGGGGCCGCCGAUGAAAAAUCAUACCGUCCGGAUGCUGACGAGGAAGAGACAUCGGAAGAGGAUCUGGUUCCUCAGAAGAAGCGCAAAUCGGAUGGGAAGUCCGCAGGCGCCGGCAAGAAGAAGCUGCCAGGCAGUAAGUCCGGGAAGAAAACUGGCAUCCCAGCCCCUGUUGCCGAUGCAAAGGGCAAGAAAGGAAGAAAGACCUCCAAGGCUGCCGACAAAUUCUUCACAAAUGGAGGCCUGAUCACCGAUGAUGGCGACAGUCACGACGAGCUCGCGUCCGCCGCACCCGCUGGCGCCGAUUCCGAUGUACCAUCUCUGGAGCCGGUGUACGAGGAGGAAGAAGAGACUACGACUGUGCCGCUCAAGGACGAGCCCAGCAAACCAACUGCCAAGUCUACGCCCGCACGCUACGCAACUGAUACGGCUCGACCACACUCGAGCAGCCCGCACAAGACACGUAGCGAUUCUUUGCUACCUCCGGUAGUUGGUGCGGUUGUGCGGUCGUCAGCCCGGAGUCCGCCUCCCAAGGGCCGUCGGGUGGAGUCAGCAGAUGCCCCCGUCAGCGCCGUGCCCGGCGAGAAUGGUGUCCCGAGCAUGCCCGUUGGUGACAAUACGUGGACUUGGCCCGCGGAUGUCUUUUAG
This is a messenger RNA of Ramularia collo-cygni, 2553 nucleotides long. RefSeq lists its product as uncharacterized. The record is from RefSeq and is a predicted model, not a curated record. The coding region runs from base 1 to 2553 and encodes 850 amino acids. NCBI's taxonomy places the organism in Eukaryota, Fungi, Ascomycota, Dothideomycetes, Mycosphaerellales, Mycosphaerellaceae. The transcript has a single exon.